AUGGCUCGCACGACCAUCCACCUCCCGAGCCUGGAGUACUACCGCUCCAAGCGCGCCGCCAACGACAUCCGUCACCGUCGAGAGCAAGACCAGGAUCGCUGGAUGACCUUAACUGGUGACUGGAAAACCAACCUCAAUGUGCACAAAGCCAUUCGAGCGGUGUUGAGGACCACAGAGUGCGAAGAAGCUCUGAUGCAGAUUGUCGCGAUCUUGGAGCAGUAUUUCCCCUCUUCUUCUCUUCCUUUCCCAAGAAUCCGGCUGGAAAGCCAAACUUCUGAGGGCGCACGUGGCCUGGCGCCGAGCGGACUAUCAAGCUCGGAACGGAUUGUGUGA
Parastagonospora nodorum SN15 is the source of this 333-nucleotide messenger RNA. RefSeq lists its product as hypothetical. NCBI's taxonomy places the organism in Eukaryota, Fungi, Ascomycota, Dothideomycetes, Pleosporales, Phaeosphaeriaceae. The record is from RefSeq and is a predicted model, not a curated record. Bases 1 to 333 code for a protein of 110 amino acids. The transcript has 3 exons.